AUGACACGCACAUUGAUCCAUCCCUGGCAAAAGAAAGUCCAAGACUCUGCGACGGAGCAGCUGGGUCCGCUUGCAAACUCACCUACACGAUCGACAGCUACAAUGGCAAGUUUCGCCCAUGGCAACGCGAUCUCCGUCGUCAAAGGAUUACCGCGAAAACGGAAGCUGCAUCAGCGGAAAUCAUUACCGGAUUCAACGUUAUUUACCGCACCACGACGAGCUCGACGAAAUGACCUCGUACCGGUAGUGCAGACGGAAAAAGUAAAGUACAGUCGGUGGUUUAUCCAGCCUCGCGCCACGUGGAAAGUAAGAUGGGAUCUCUGGAUUGGGUUCAUUAUUGCUUAUAGCGUCGUCCUUAUACCCUAUCGAAUUGGCUUCGGUAUCGAGCUUGCGGGGUGGGAACAAGUUCUGAACUAUUGCUUCGAUAGCAGCUUCGCCGUGGAUGUAAUAUUCAAUUUCUUUACCGGCUAUUACGACGAAGACAUCUUGGUUUAUGAACUACGCAGAAUUCGGGCACGCUAUCUUCGCAGUUGGUUCCUUUUCGAUGUGGCAUCGACAGUUCCUCUAGAUCAAUUUUUGCAGGUGGUAACCACCGCGUCAUCUUCACUGCUCACACUAAAGCUCAUCCGCGUGUUUCGAUUGUUUCGACUGCUAAAACUCAUGCGAUUAUUACGAUUAAAACGGACCAUGGAAGCAGUUCAGGUGGAUGCGCUCAACGCGCACGUGCUGCAAACAAUCAAAAGUUUACUCACGAUCAUCUUCAUCAUCCAUCUAGUGGCUUGUGGGUGGUAUAUGUUCUACACUUGGGAUCCUUCAGGAAAGAAUUGGGUCACGAAUAUCGAGCCAGAAGGCUUCAAAAACCCAUAUCUCGUUAGCUUCUAUUGGGUGUCAAACACAAUGAUGUCCGUGGGUUAUGGAGAUAUCUAUGGGGUCACCGAUGGAGAGCGGCUGUACUCGAUUUUCGUGGCUUGUCUCGGCUCGAUUUGCGUUGGUAUGAUCAUCGCAAACAUUCAAAUGCUCACCGAAAACUACAAUCCUCGUGGCAUCAUGUUGAAGCAAAAACUCCAAGACACCAAAGAGUUUCUGAUCAAACGCAGUAUCCCACGUCGUCUUCGGCAACGCGUUAUCUCGCAAUUCGAAUUUCACUGGAGUCAUCGCACCGUGUUUGAUGAAAAUUACCUGCUGAACCAAUUUCCUAGAAGUCUACAGUACGAAAUUCUAGCUGCCUCGAUGGAGACGUUUGUGAAAAAGUUUCCGUUUUUCGGUAUGACUUCGGUGGAGUUUUUCGUAUUCGCAAUACCUCGACUUCGACCCAUCGUUUUGGGGCCAGGUCAAGUGCUUGUCGACGCGGAAAGCGUGUGGGAAGAACUGUACUUCCUGACUGCCGGCACAGUGGAAACAGUGCAAUCUAAUCUGGUUGUAGGGUCUCUCUCACCCGGCGAGAUUUGUGGCAUUGAGUAUCUUGUAAACGCUCGGAGACGAUAUACCCACACGUACCGCUCUGUCUCGAAGACAGAGUUGUAUUCAAUGUACAGCACUGAUUUACUCGAAGCGAUUAACAAAUGUCCCGUAGCGCACAAGUAUCUCGAAGAUCUGGCUGUAAUUUUAGGAGAGCGAUACGAAGAGUCCGCAAGACGAGGAAAGCGUGCUCUUCUACGACAACGUUCCAUACGUGCGGUCCGACGAGAGUCUUUAUCAAGAGGAGGAGAGCCAUAUUUACAUAAACGACAUCGCAAAUCCAUUUCAGCGGCAAAUACCCACACAAUGCCAGCGGACGUUGUUACUCGAAUGGACAUGAGCGUUGUUGGUGAUGAAGUUGUGACACACUGGUCGGUAAUUCGGCACUACUCCAAGUUGAGAAUUACUUGGGAUAUUGUAAUGGGUAUCAUGGUUUCUAUUACGGCAAUCACGGUGCCGUUUCGAAUCGCUUUCGACGUGCAGGACGUACUCGUCUUUUACGCUACUGAUCGAAUGUCGGACGUUUUGUUCGUGAUAGACGUCAUUCUCAGCUUUUGCACCACAUACGUCGACGACACGGGAGUUGAAAUAGUCGAUCGCUACGAAAUUCGUCGGCAUUAUCUGAAAACCACGUUUUUCGUCGAUAUCGCGUCUACAAUCCCUUUCGACUUCCUCGUGGAGGCGGCGGCGACAGGCAACAUCUUUCGGUCCUUGCGUCUCAUUCGUACUCUUAAACUUAUCAAACUGCUUCGACUUAUGCGACUAUCAAAGCUACUCAAAAUGAACUCGCAAUGGAUGGCCGAGUUUGAUAUUAACGUUGAUACCGUUCGACUCUUGAAAUUACUCGCCCCAGUGAUGAUCAUUGCCCAUUACGUAGGCUGCUUCUGGUACUACAUUUCAGCCGAUCGUGCUGUAGACGAUGCGUGGUGGGGGAAUCGAAAUCUCAAUUUUGAAGACCCAGAGUCCAUUCUCUCCAAGUAUAUUGCCAGUAUUUACUGGGCAAUUACGACAAUGACCACUGUCGGAUUUGGCGAUAUCUACCCUGUGAAUGACUUUGAGAAGGGCUUCUGCAUUCUUGUUCUUAUCGGAGGCACUACGUUGUUUGCCUAUGUGGUGGGUACGGUCAUUGAAGUGGCAAGUAACUCGAAAAGCUUAAUGAAUCGAGAGCACGAGAUGGUCCAACGAGUGAAUGCGUAUAUCAAAGAACGCGGAGUGUCGUCCGAAUUUAUCGUGGCUUGUCAGGAACACUUGAGAUUUGUGGAUGCUGAGAAAACGUUUUUUGUCGAAAACUCACUAUUUGAUGCCCUCAGUUAUUCCUUACGCAGCGAACUCAUUUUGCUACUUAACGGAGGCGUCGUGUCGAAAAUUCGGUUUUUCGACAAGAAGCCAAAAUGGUUUUUGACAUUAAUUUUGCCACGAUUGGUACCGCAAUUUUUUCUUGAGGGGGACAUUUUGAUCUACCAGGAUAACCCCGUAAGUGGAAUCUACUUCAUCAUGACGGGCGCUGUUAUAGCGAAAACGCGGCAUUUCGCGCCAAUACCAAACACACAUGCCACUAUGACAAGCGGUAGAAGUAAUUCAUCGGCGGACCCUAUUUUUGCGGAUCAUCAGGGCACAAUUGCGAAGAUAUUUGAAGGCGAAUUUUUCGGGUAUAAGGAAACUUUGACGGAAACCGUAGCACGAUACAAUUUAUUUGCGAUGCGCGCUACAGGGACGUAUUUACUGCCACGCGAGUGUCUGGACGAGUUCGAGACCCAAUAUCCGCGAGUUAUGGACGAAAUUCGAUCGCUGAUCAUUCAGUCGAUCACACGACAGCAGAAAAUAGUCCCUGGAUGGCAAAACAACGAUCCUAUCUGCCUCACAGCCUUAGACAGAGACCGGGUGGCAGAGAUCAAUAUUGCACGCCGUAGUUGUGAUCACGACACCAUCCGAGCAAGUGUAAGUGGAGCAUCCAUGCCUAAAAGGAAACACUCAUCGUUUGCGGCGCCAACGGGAUACUCCUUGGGAAAUAUAGGGGCUGCUAAGAUGGACGCUUUCCACAAUAGUCACAGGUCCAGUGUCUCCAUGCGAGAUAUUGGCGGCUACCAGCGACGACCGUCGGAACGAUAUUUAUCUAUGCGCAAAAGUGACGUGACGGCGCUUGUUGACGAGCUACUAAGCGGGGAAGGAUUCGACAUCCAACGUACUGCAUCACGUCGAACACAGAAGCCGAGAGUGACAAACUGA
Molecule: messenger RNA, 3684 nt
Organism: Phytophthora infestans T30-4
Lineage: Eukaryota; Oomycota; Peronosporomycetes; Peronosporales; Peronosporaceae
Product: potassium/sodium hyperpolarization-activated cyclic nucleotide-gated channel, putative
Exons: 4
Coding region: 1-3684 (1227 amino acids)
Biological process (GO): potassium ion transmembrane transport; regulation of membrane potential
Cellular component (GO): membrane
Molecular function (GO): voltage-gated potassium channel activity
Source: RefSeq, a predicted model, not a curated record